Molecule: messenger RNA, 495 nt
Organism: Aspergillus tubingensis
Lineage: Eukaryota; Fungi; Ascomycota; Eurotiomycetes; Eurotiales; Aspergillaceae
Product: cytochrome c oxidase assembly factor 1 family protein
Exons: 2
Coding region: 1-495 (164 amino acids)
Biological process (GO): mitochondrial respiratory chain complex IV assembly
Cellular component (GO): mitochondrial inner membrane
Source: RefSeq, a predicted model, not a curated record
AUGCUCCCUCCCCGGCGCAACUUGAUCCCCGCACCACAGGCGAACUCAGGCCCUCUUAUGGAAAGACGGGCGGACAGAGCUCUACCCAAUGUUCAAAACGAGAGGCGAUGGAUACGAACCUUGCCUAUCUUUGCUGUUGUCGUGGGGGCCGCUAUGCUGGGUAUCUUUAACUAUCAGAAAUCUUCCUCCAGUGUGGUUAACAGUACGCUGUAUGCGCUGAGGACUUCCCCGCAGGCGAGGGAGAUUCUGGGCGAUGAGAUCUAUUUUGCUCAGAAGAUCCCGUGGAUUAGUGGAGAGAUGAACCAGCUUCAUGGUCGCAUUGAUAUCUCGUUCUGGGUCAAGGGUACUAAGGCUCAGGGUAAAAUGCGGUUCCGCAGUAUUAGACCUGACCGGACUAGCUUUUUCCGCACAGAAGUAUGGAGUUUGGAAACCGAGGACGGCACGGUUGUCCAGCUGCUUGACAAGGAUACCGACCCAUUCAACCAGACCAAUUGA